AUGACCUGGAGCGCGCUGCGCGACAGCAUCGCCUGCAACAGCUCCAUGGGGCGAUUCGAAUCGGAGUCUCAGAGCACAGCAGAGGCCGCGGCUGCAGGAGGAGCAGAAGAAGAUCCACAUGCCAUGCGCCUCCCAGAGCAGGCGAGUACGCAAACGGAGUGGGUGCAAGGUUCUUGGCUACCUGCAGCUCCGGGGCUUCGCCAUGUGCUGGCAAACUUGAAUGGAUGCGCAGCUGGUGCUCGAGGACCUCGGGUCGCACGUGAAGGCAGCUCCUUGCAGGUCAUGGAGGAUCAAACAGACUCCUGA
This is a messenger RNA of Symbiodinium sp. CCMP2456, 306 nucleotides long. The record is from the annotation of a GenBank genome assembly. NCBI's taxonomy places the organism in Eukaryota, Dinophyceae, Suessiales, Symbiodiniaceae.